Cladophialophora immunda is the source of this 2706-nucleotide messenger RNA. RefSeq lists its product as uncharacterized. Bases 1 to 2442 code for a protein of 813 amino acids. The record is from RefSeq and is a predicted model, not a curated record. The transcript has a single exon. NCBI's taxonomy places the organism in Eukaryota, Fungi, Ascomycota, Eurotiomycetes, Chaetothyriales, Herpotrichiellaceae.
AUGGCAACUAGCCUUGCGCACCUAUCCUUGACAAGACUCCCGCCAACUCCACCUCGGGAGGACAAAAGCUUUUCAGGUCUUGCUCAACUAGCCAUCCUACGAGGCUCGCAUGCCUUUGCCUUUGUGGCAUGCCUAUCCCUUUUUGUCCUUGUCUCGGCUACAAACAUUUUCAGCUAUGUGAUUCUCGCCUUAUGCCUGCAACUUUGUCCUAGGAGUCGGGAGAGACAGCAUAGGUUAAUACUCCGGCUCACCGGCCCGACGAGGAUCCAGGUGGUGCUUGAGCAAUGGCUCGAGGAAUUCCUGCGGACGAAUUGGCCGAAUCAGCCAAGGUGUCUGAUUAGACUCGCUGAGGCAGGUCGAGAUGAGUUCAAUAAAGAGGAAGAGUCCGGGCCACCUUUGAAGCCUUCACCAAAGCGGUCCUAUAUCCCAGAAGAACGCCCACAGUUGACCCCUCUCUUUUCCCUGAAGGCGCAACGGGGGCCUCGUGAUUACCACUAUUCUUGCACUCCGUCGCAAAAAUCCAAGAGGCCAAAACGAGAUGGAGACAGUUUCCUUUCCAGUUGGAGUGCGGCUGCAGGUGACGAUCGUGGUUCAUCGAUGCUACCACAAGACAAAUCAAGACCAGUGCUCCAACCACCAUCCCACCAUCCCAUUCAAGUUACCGGUAGCCUCGCCGCACAGCCAUCUCAAAGGUCUCUCUGUAAAGGACGCCCGCCGCGCCCGCCGCAUCCCAGCCAGCCUUGUCGCGAUCGACUCCCUGCCCCGCCACAAGCGCCACACUUUCCCGCAGUUGCGACGCCACCAAAAGAUGAAUUAUCACAAGCUGCGUCGCACAGAACUGCGACCCAGCCAUCUCCCUCAACCGUUCAUGCCUCCCCGAAGGUCCACACGUGGCCGAGCCACUCAACGACCACGUCAAAGCAACAAAAGAGUCAUACUUUCCCUGGGCCCUCUACCACCAAUGCCUCUGAAUAUAAGCAGUCCCAGCGAGCGGAGCGGGGUCCUACCUUGAGGCGCCCUCGGGCCUCUUUCGGAGCUGGUGGACCCCAGACCACGCGAACUUUGCCUCAAUUCGACGUCGAGCCAGAUGGAAUCAUCCACGUCGGAGGAGAAGCUCCGAGAAAGAGAAGAAAAGGGGGCCAGAACUCGCCGCACCCUCAAGGCAAUGCUUCGGGUGCACAAGACACCAAUGGGAACGAGGAACCUCCGAAUCCUUCUUCAGAGGACGAAUCCGAGUCUGCCGACGAGGAGCGAGCUCCGAAUCGCAACCCACAUGGAAAGACAGCAUCCGAUAGCAAAGGGACAGGACCCUUCUUCCGCUGUCCGAUGUAUUCUGCUGAUCCUCAAAGGUAUGGCGAUACAAGGUGCAAACACUGGCGUGGUCGCUGCAUUGCCGAUGUGACUCGACAUUCUCUCAAAGAUGCGGGGGAAGGAUCAGACCAGUGGAACAAGAUCAAGGCGUUGUCGUCGAAGAAGCUCACUUCACAAGACCGUUGGAGACGAUACUUUAUCAUUUUCAAUGACGAGACUGAGACUUAUCAAAUGAAUCACCCAUACUGGGUUAAUGGUGAUGCGGAAGACAAGGUGACUGAUUUCUUGAGGUGCACGAUGGACCAAAUGAAAUCCGAUCUGGAUUCGACACUGGGUCUGAAAAAGAUUGAGCAAUACUCCGCAAUGCUUGCGGAAAAGAAGCUAAGAGAUGCCAGCAUUAGACUCCAAUGUCAGGAAGAGAAGACAGCUGCAAUGAGACGAGAGUUCAAGGCGUUGGAAGACUCUCAAUUGACGUUCAAAGCGCAGUUCGAGGAACUUCUCAGCCUCGGGACUUCAGGGACAGCGUCCAAUCCCACGGCACCUAUCAUGGGUCACUUGGACCUGGCGGGAGCGGGACUCGGCAUGUCGAUGCAACGAUCAGGCAGUGGACGAGGCCCAGAAGCCGAUAUGAGCCACCUUGAAGCACACCUCGUUGAUGCUUCGGCGGACCGCAGUGCUUCGAUGCUGCCGACAGGACCAGCAGGAUUUUCCGGCAUGGCCAUGCCAGCAGCGACCUUUCCAGGGAAUCACUAUUUCACAUCUCAGCAGCCCGUCAACGAGGUCAUAGCAACUACGGAAAUGGUCAUGGAUGGUACUGGUCAUCUCAGCACAGCUAAUCAUUGGCAAACCCCCCAGUUCUACGACCAACAGUCGCCAACAUUGCGCCCUCCCCUCUCUCAAAUGCAGUUUUCUGACUCUGGCAUCGGCUCUUCUAUGCCAAGGACCCAUCGGCCAAUCAGUUCCGCCAACUCUGCAGAGGAUAACUCCAACAAUUUCGGCAUUUAUUCCCGUAUGACACCGAGCGGUGACACUUCUCCUUCCGGCCAGUGUACUGGUGGUUACACCUUCCGGCCCUUGAAUGGGUAUGAUAUACAGCAAUUAGGGGUUAGAGGUCAAUUUAUGAGACAAUAGGGAUAUGCUGAAAUGUCGAAGAUCCAGCUCGCCCCCCGGCGAUUUUGUGCGGGUUAGACUGAAUUUGAUAUGGCUUGCUGUUAUGAUUGAUGGCGGCGGGUUUGUACAUUGGCGAUGAUGUUGUGGAACAGGUUAUGUGCUUGGUAAGGCGUUGUCAGCAUCGAUAUUGACAUUUGUUAAGGAGGCCCAGCAGCUGUGGCGUCUGUUCAGCGUCAUGGGAUGGCCCGGGCAAGGCUGGGCAAGGCUGAACUGCCCCCUAAUGUG